GCCGGGGUCGCAUGCCCGUGCACUUGGCUCUGCCCUGGGCUCUUCUCAUGCACCCGUGGGUGCACCUUUUCCUUCUACUCACUUGUCCCGCUCUGCACGUCUUCCCCCUUCUAGUGUGCCCCGGCAUGGACAUCCGGAACAACCUCACCAGGCUGCACGAGCUGGAGAACUGCUCGGUCAUUGAGGGCCACCUGCAGAUACUCUUGAUGUUCAAGACGAGGCCCGAGGAUUUCCGAGACCUCAGUUUCCCCAAACUCAUCAUGAUCACCGAUUACUUGCUGCUCUUCCGGGUCUACGGGUUGGAGAGCCUCAGGGGCCUGUUCCCCAACCUCACGGUCAUCCGGGGCUCCCGCCUCUUCUUCAACUACGCGCUGGUCAUCUUCGAGAUGGUCCACCUGAAGGAGCUCGGGCUGUACAGCCUCAUGAACAUCACCCGGGGGUCCGUGCGCAUCGAGAAAAACAACGAGCUCUGCUACCUGGCCACCAUCGACUGGUCCCGUAUCCUGGACUCGGUGGAGGAUAAUUACAUCGUGCUGAACAAAGAUGACAACGAAGAGUGUGGGGACAUCUGCCCGGGGACCGCCAAGGGCAAGACCAACUGCCCCGCCACCGUCAUCAACGGGCAGUUCGUGGAACGGUGCUGGACUCACAGUCAUUGCCAGAAAGUUUGCCCAACCAUCUGUAAGUCACACGGCUGCACCGCCGAAGGCCUUUGCUGUCACAGCGAGUGCCUGGGCAACUGUUCCGAGCCCGACGACCCCACCAAGUGUGUGGCCUGCCGCAACUUCUACCUGGAGGGCAGGUGCGUGGAGACCUGCCCACCCCCCUACUACCACUUCCAGGACUGGCGCUGUGUGAACUUCAGCUUCUGCCAGGACCUGCACAACAAAUGCAAGAACUCGCGGAGGCAGGGCUGCCACCAGUAUGUCAUUCACAACAACAAGUGCAUUCCGGAGUGCCCCUCUGGAUACACGAUGAAUUCCAGCAACUUGGUGUGCACACCGUGCCUGGGCCCCUGUCCCAAGGUCUGCCACAUUCUGGAAGGCGAGAAGACCAUCGACUCGGUGACAUCCGCGCAGGAGCUCCGAGGAUGCACCGUGGUCAACGGGAGUCUUAUCAUCAACAUCCGAGGGGGCAACAACCUAGCAGCUGAACUAGAAGCCAACCUCGGCCUCAUUGAAGAAAUUUCAGGGUAUCUAAAAAUCCGUCGCUCCUACGCAUUGGUGUCGCUUUCCUUCUUCCGGAAGUUGCAUCUGAUUCGAGGAGAGACCUUGGAAAUGGGGAGCUACUCCUUCUACGCUUUGGACAACCAGAACUUAAGGCAGCUCUGGGACUGGAGCAAACACAACCUCACCAUCACUCAGGGCAAACUCUUCUUCCACUAUAAUCCCAAACUCUGUUUGUCAGAAAUUCACAAGAUGGAAGAAGUCUCAGGAACCAAAGGGCGCCAGGAGAGGAAUGACAUCGCCCUGAAGACCAACGGGGACCAGGCGUCCUGUGAAAAUGAAUUACUUAAAUUUUCUUACAUUCGGACAUCUUUUGACAAGAUCUUGCUGAAAUGGGAGCCAUACUGGCCCCCCGACUUCCGAGACCUCCUGGGCUUCAUGCUGUUCUACAAAGAGGCCCCUUAUCAGAACGUGACAGAGUUCGACGGGCAGGAUGCGUGUGGCUCCAACAGCUGGACGGUGGUGGACGUUGACCCGCCCCUGAGGUCCAAUGACCCCAAGUCACAGAACCACCCUGGCUGGCUGAUGCGUGGUCUCAAGCCCUGGACUCAGUAUGCCAUCUUUGUCAAGACCUUGGUCACCUUCUCAGAUGAACGCCGGACCUACGGGGCCAAGAGCGACAUCAUUUAUGUCCAGACGAAUGCCACCAACCCGUCCGUCCCCCUGGACCCGAUCUCCGUUUCUAAUUCCUCGUCCCAGAUCCUUCUGAAGUGGAAGCCGCCCUCGGACCCCAACGGCAACAUCACGCACUACCUGGUUUUCUGGGAGAGGCAGGCAGAAGACAGCGAGCUGUUCGAGUUGGAUUAUUGCCUCAAAGGGCUGAAGCUGCCCUCGCGGACCUGGUCGCCCCCGUUCGAGUCCGACGACGCGCAGAAGCACAACCAGAGCGAGUACGAGGACGCGGCGGGCGAGUGCUGCACCUGCCCCAAGACGGACUCGCAGAUCCUCAAGGAGCUGGAGGAGUCGUCGUUCCGGAAGACGUUCGAGGAUUACCUGCACAACGUGGUCUUCGUUCCCAGAAAAACCUCUCCAGGCACUGGCGCUGAGGACCCUAGGCCAUCCCGGAAACGCAGGUCUCUUGGCGAAGUCGGGAACGUGACGGUGGCCGCCAUUCCCACCCUCCCCACUUUCCCCAACACCCCGUCAACGAGCGUCCCCACCAGCCCAGAGGAGCACCGGCCGUUCGAGAAAGUGGUGAACAAGGAGUCGCUGGUCAUCUCGGGCCUGCGGCACUUCACGGGCUACCGCAUCGAGCUGCAAGCUUGCAACCAAGAUGCCCCCGACGAACGGUGCAGCGUGGCCGCCUACGUCAGCGCCAGGACCAUGCCUGAAGCCAAGGCUGAUGACAUCGUAGGCCCCGUGACCCAUGAGAUCUUCGAGAACAACGUCGUUCACCUGAUGUGGCAGGAGCCGAGGGAACCCAACGGCCUGAUCGUGCUGUAUGAAGUCAGUUACCGGCGAUAUGGCGAUGAGGAGCUGCAUCUCUGUGUGUCCCGCAAGCAUUACGCGCUGGAGCGGGGCUGCAGGCUGCGCGGGCUGUCGCCGGGGAACUACAGCGUGCGAGUCCGGGCCACCUCCCUGGCGGGCAACGGUUCCUGGACAGAAGCCACCCAUUUUUACGUGACGGACUAUCUAGACGUCCCAUCAAAUAUUGCAAAAAUUAUCAUCGGCCCUCUCAUCUUUGUAUUUCUCUUCAGUGUGGUGAUUGGAAGUAUUUACUUAUUCCUGAGAAAAAGGCAGCCAGACGGGCCGCUGGGACCGCUGUACGCAUCUUCAAACCCUGAGUACCUCAGUGCCAGUGAUGUGUUUCCGUGUUCUGUGUACGUGCCGGACGAGUGGGAGGUGCCCCGAGAGAAGAUCGCCCUCCUCCGAGAGCUGGGGCAGGGCUCCUUCGGCAUGGUGUACGAGGGCAACGCCAGGGACAUCGUCAAGGGCGAGGCGGAGACCCGCGUGGCGGUGAAGACCGUCAACGAGUCGGCCAGCCUGCGGGAGCGGAUCGAGUUCCUCAACGAGGCUUCCGUUAUGAAGGGUUUCACCUGCCACCAUGUGGUCCGCCUCCUGGGGGUGGUGUCCAAGGGCCAGCCGACGCUGGUGGUGAUGGAGUUGAUGGCCCACGGCGACCUGAAGAGCUACCUCCGCUCUCUGAGGCCGGAGGCCGAGAAUAACCCGGGCCGCCCUCCCCCUACCCUGCAAGAGAUGAUUCAGAUGGCGGCGGAGAUCGCUGACGGGAUGGCGUACCUGAACGCCAAGAAGUUCGUGCACCGGGACCUCGCAGCCAGAAACUGCAUGGUCGCUCACGAUUUCACUGUCAAAAUCGGAGACUUUGGAAUGACCAGAGACAUCUACGAAACGGAUUACUACCGGAAAGGGGGCAAGGGCCUGCUCCCCGUACGGUGGAUGGCACCGGAGUCCCUGAAGGACGGGGUGUUUACCGCUUCUUCCGACAUGUGGUCCUUUGGCGUGGUCCUUUGGGAAAUCACCAGCUUGGCGGAGCAGCCUUACCAAGGCCUGUCUAACGAACAGGUGUUAAAAUUCGUCAUGGAUGGGGGAUAUCUGGAUCAACCUGAAAACUGUCCAGAGAGAGUCACCGACCUGAUGCGCAUGUGUUGGCAGUUCAACCCCAAGAUGCGACCGACCUUCUUGGAGAUCGUCAACCUGCUCAAGGACGACCUGCACCCCAGCUUCCCAGAGGUGUCCUUCUUCCACAGCGAGGAGAACAAGGCCCCCGAGAGCGAGGAGCUGGAGAUGGAGUUCGAGGACAUGGAGAGUGUGCCCCUGGACCGGUCCUGUCAGAGGGAGGAGGCGGGGAGCCGGGAGGGAGGGUCCUCGCUGGGCCUCAAGCGGAACUACGAGGAGCACACCCCCUACACCCACAUGAACGGGGGCAAGAAGAACGGGCGGAUUCUGACCCUGCCUCGGUCCAAUCCCUCCUAACGGUGCCGCCCGGGCUGGGGAAGGGGUUCUCUGCGCCCGCUUUCCUCCGGGCCGAACGCCUCCAGAAAACUCAGGUCUCUCACGGCUCUACCACGACGUCGAACGGAGCUCGGAGAUGGUUCCUACGCACUUCUGCUCCCUUGGGACUCCAGGACACGCUGGUCACCGGUCGGAGGAUUUAACUGUGAACCCAGAGGGGGCGUGUUUCCACGGCUGCUGCUCUUUGGGCAAUGACAGUUUCAAACCAGGAUGUCUUCUGUCUCUUUUUUCUCUUCUUUUUCUAGUAGAUCGAAAGAAAGCACCUGUUUUUACAAAGAUUUUUUU
This is a messenger RNA of Microcebus murinus (gray mouse lemur), 4484 nucleotides long. The record is from RefSeq and is a predicted model, not a curated record. NCBI's taxonomy places the organism in Eukaryota, Metazoa, Chordata, Mammalia, Primates, Cheirogaleidae.